AGGCCGUCUGUUAUCAUUCCGCGAGGAGCAGUCUCGGUGAACGCAUGUGCCGCAAAUUGAACGUUGAAAACUUUCGAUCGUUUCUUUUAACAAAGUAAUAUAAUAUUUUUUUAAAGUGAACUUGUGUUGUGCAUUUCCAGACAGAUAAUAUUUUAUUUUUCAAGUAGCAGCAGUCAAAAUCCAAAAUGGCGCACCACAGUACAUCAAAAGUUGCAAGCGGCGCAGCGGGAACAUCUAGUCAUAGUUUAAGAUACUGUUUCUUACGAUUAACAAUGCUCGUGUUGAUUUUUGGUUUAGGUCUACCGAGCGCGUAUGGGAUAGAGAAAUUAUAUCUAGACACAACGGAUCUGAAUAUACUCGUUGAUGAGAAUCGACUCUUUCACAUGAUACAAAUCGGAGAAUCCAAAGUGGCCAUUAUAUUAACAGCACAAGUACAGCAUCCGGACAUCGUUCAGUUUCCUUCACCGACAAUAGAUAUACCUGGCGCGAUAUACCCAAAUAAUACAGCAGAAAUCACACACGACAUCUGGGCAUACGGCAAGAGCCCCGGACAUUCUGAAGUCACUUUUAAUGCAACCCCAGCUGGAGCUGUCGACGUCAGUACGGUGUUCAUGCGAAUAACAGUCAUGCAUUCCCAAGUCAUCUCAGUAAUCUCCUACAUUAUGGGGUGGAUCUACUUUGCAGCGUGGUCCGUCUCCUUUUACCCUCAGAUUUAUAUAAACUACAAACGUAAAAGCGUCGUCGGUUUAAACUUUGAUUUCGUCGCACUCAAUAUAAUGGGUUUCACAAUGUAUUCCUUGUUUAACUGCGGAUUGUACUUCUCUCCAGAAAUACAGAGCGAAUAUUUGAUCCGUCACCCGCGAAGUGUGAACCCGGUGCAGCUGAACGACGUGUUCUUCUCACUGCAUGCAGCAUUCGCCACAUUGAUCACCAUCACACAGUGCUGCAUGUAUGAGCGUGAGUCGCAGCGCGUGUCGAUGACGGGUCGGUGCAUCUUGAGCGUGUUCCUGGUGGUGGUGCUGGUGACCGCGGGGCUGGGCGCGGGCGGCGAGCUGGCCUGGCUCGACUUCCUCUACAUCUGCAGUUACAUCAAGCUAUGCAUCACACUCAUCAAAUAUGUCCCACAGGCGUACAUGAACUACAAACGCAAGUCCACCGUCGGCUGGAGCAUCGGCAACAUCUUCCUGGACUUCGUGGGCGGCUCCCUCUCCAUCCUGCAGAUGACCCUCAACGCGUACAACUACAACGACUGGAUCUCCUUCUUCGGAGACGCGACCAAGUUCGGUCUCGGUCUCUUCAGCCUCAUCUUCGAUAUAUUCUUCAUGCUGCAGCAUUACGUAUUUUACAGAUUGCUUAACGAGAACGCAAUGGACGAUGACGAAGAUGCAGACUUACCACUUGAUAAAAAGGCAGUCGACUUACAUCUCGCUGGCCGGCUCAACCUCUUCACAAGAAGAGUUUAGUGGCCAACAGUCAGGGCUGCCAACAUCGCGAAAUUUAAAUCAGCAAAUAUAAUUCAUCGUUAACGAAUGAUAUUAAGAAACAAUUAUAGAAUAAAUUCCAUGAUAAAUUAGCAAGACAUCGGGUAAAAUAAUUUUAAGGCAGUUGGAGUUUAUAAAAUACGACUUCGCUUAGGAAGAGAAAUUCGCCGCCGUAACUAAACUUUUGUUUAAAAAGAACUGUCAAAACUUCAGUUGAUUCGUUCUUUUUUAAAAUUUAGAAAUGACAAAUUUAGAAUCUCAAACGAACGCAUUAAUUGGAGAAUAUCCAUAACAAGAAGAGAAAUCCCGUGUUAAAGUGCCUAAUAACUUUAUAUUCAAGUGCAUUGUGAACGUGAGAAAUCUUUUUGUUUUAUAAAAGUGAUAAAAAGCAAUAACUCGAAGACUGAAAACAGUGAUAUCGUGACAAUAAAAGAUUCAAUGAACUCUCUGAUGAAUACAUUGCGAAGAAGUCUUACUUAUCGUGGGUUUCUGAGACCAUAAGCUUAAA
Molecule: messenger RNA, 1989 nt
Organism: Papilio xuthus (Asian swallowtail)
Lineage: Eukaryota; Metazoa; Arthropoda; Insecta; Lepidoptera; Papilionidae
Gene: Ctns
Product: lysosomal cystine transporter cystinosin
Exons: 10
Coding region: 186-1463 (425 amino acids)
Biological process (GO): L-cystine transport
Cellular component (GO): lysosomal membrane
Molecular function (GO): L-cystine transmembrane transporter activity
Source: RefSeq, a predicted model, not a curated record